Messenger RNA from Acanthosepion pharaonis, 954 nucleotides. The record is from the annotation of a GenBank genome assembly. Lineage: Eukaryota; Metazoa; Mollusca; Cephalopoda; Sepiida; Sepiidae.
AUGGGCAAUACUAACAAUUUCGCCAUUACCUUAUGGAUAUUAUAUCUCAUUAUUUCUUUUAUUUUCUUUCUUUCUCUCAUUCUCACAUUAUUUCUCAUUUUCUUUCUUUCUCACAUUCAUUCAUUCUCUCAUUUUCUUUAUUUCUCUCUCUCUCUCUCUCUCUCUCUCUCACACACACACACUCAUUCUUUCCCUCUUUUUUUCUCAUUUUUUCUCUCACAUUACUUCCUUCUCACAUCUUUCUUUCUCUCACAAUCCUUCUAUAAAUUUUAUCUUUCACAUUCAUUUUAUUUCUUUAUCGCACAUUUUCUCUUUCUGGAAUUCUCUCCCUCUUUCUUUCUUUCACUCUUCCUUUUUUAUCUUUCCUUCAUUUUUCUUUCUCUUCUCUCUCAUUUUCUAUUUUUUUCUAUCUCUCUCAUUUUUCUUUCUCAUUUCCUCUUUCUUUCUCAGAUUUUCUCUUUCGUUCUCUCUGAUUUUCUUUUAUUUCCCCUUCGCUCGGUCUCUCUCUCUCUCUCUCUCUCUGGAUUUCAUUCUCUUUAUCCCUCUCUCGUUUUCUUUCUUCCUCUCAAUAUUCUCUUUCUCAUUUUCUCUUUCUUUCUCUCUCUGUCUCAUUUUCCUUCUUCCUCUCUCUCAUUUUCUUUUUCUUUCACUCUCUUCCAUUUCUUUCUUUCUCUCAGUCUCUCAUUUUCUUUGUUUCUAUCACUCUCUCUCAUGUUCUCUGUUUCUCUAUCAUUUUACUUUCUCUCUCUCUUUUUCUCUUUCUCUCUCUCCCUCUUUCUCUUUCUCUCUCUUUCUCUCUCUCUAAUCAGAAAAAGACAUAUCAAUGUAUUUUUGAUCCUCCUCUUCCUCUCUCUCUCUCUGUCUAUCUAUCUAUCUAUCUAUCUAUCUAUCUAUCUAUCUAUCUAUCUAUCUCUGUCUAUCUCUUUUAUACUAUGGGAAUAUAACGAACAUUAA